GAGCCUUCAGUUUUGAAAAUCAUAGAUUUCGCCCGCGCUGCGCCGCCUGGUUGCUCCUCCCGAGCGGUGAGUCCCGAAGGCCCGGAGCCGAGUAGGUCUGGGCAAGCGGGGCUUCAGCUAGGGAUACCACCGGACUUGGAUCGGAGCAGCCUUCAGGGGACGUGGCGCAGUCGAACAGAGCCACCAUGGGGACGACAGCCCCAGGGCCCAUUCACCUGCUGGAGCUAUGUGACCAGAAGCUCAUGGAGUUUCUCUGCAACAUGGAUAAUAAGGACUUGGUGUGGCUGCAGGAGAUCCAAGAGGAGGCCGAGCGCAUGUUCACCAGAGAAUUCAGCAAAGAGCCAGAGCUGAUGCCCAAAACACCUUCUCAGAAGAACCGACGGAAGAAAAGACGGAUUUCUUAUGUUCAGGAUGAAAACAGAGAUCCCAUCAGGAGAAGGUUAUCCCGCAGAAAGUCUCGGAGCAGCCAGCUGAGCUCCCGACGCCUCCGCAGCAAGGACAGCGUAGAGAAGCUGGCUACAAUGGUGGGGGAGAAUGGCUCCGUCCUGCGGCGUGUGACCCGUGCUGCGGCUGCGGCUGCCGCGGCCACCAUGGCAUUGGCUGCACCUUCUUCACCCACCCCUGAGUCUCCCACGAUGCUGACCAAGAAGCCCGAGGAUAACCGCACUCAGUGCCAGCUGGUGCCUAAGGUGGAGAUUGGCAUCGGUGAGCGCCAGAACGCUGAGCAGCAUGUCACCCAGCUCAUGUCUGCCCAGCCUCUGCCCCGCACUCUGUCUCCGACUCCGGCUUCAGCCACAGCUUCAGCCUCCCAGGGCAUCCUGACAUCGGAUGAGGAAUCAACACCUAAGAAGUCAAAGGCCAGGGUACUGGAGUCUGUCACAGUGAGCUCCCUGAUGGCUACACCCCAGGACCCCAAGGGACGAGGGGUCGGGACGGGGCGGUCUGCGUCUAAGCUCAGGAUUGCACAGGUCUCCCCUGGCCCAAGGGACUUGCCAGCCUCUCCAGACUCUCCAUGGCGGGAGCGGGUGCUGGCUCCCAUCCUGCCGGAUAACUUCUCCACGCCCACGGGCUCUCACACGGACUCUCGAUCUGUGCAGCGCAGCCCGAUUGCCCCGUCUUCCCCGAGUCCCCAAGUCUUAGCCCAGAAGUACUCUCUGGUGGCCAAACAGGAAAGUGUUGUCCGCAGAGUGAGCAGAAGGCUUGCCAAGAAGACUGCCGAAGAGCCAGCUGCCUCUGGCCGCAUCAUCUGUCACAGUUACCUGGAGAGGCUCCUGAAUGUUGAGGUGCCCCAGAAAGUUGGUUCUGAGCAGAAGGAACCCCCCGAGGAGGCUGAGCCUGUGGCAGCAGCUGAGCCAGAGGUCCCUGAGAACAACGGAAAUAACUCGUGGCCCCACAAUGACACGGAGAUUGCCAACAGCACACCCAACCCGAAGCCUGCAGCCAGCAGCCCGGAAACACCCUCUGCAGGGCAGCAAGAGACCAAGACGGACCAAGCAGAUGGACCCAGAGAACCACCGCAGAGUGCCAGGAGGAAGCGCAGCUACAAGCAGGCGGUGAGUGAGCUGGACGAGGAGCAGCACCUGGAGGAUGAGGAGCUGCAGCCCCCCAGGAGCAAGACCCCUUCCUCACCCUGCCCGGCCAGCAAGGUGGUGCGGCCCCUCCGGACUUUUCUGCACACAGUGCAGAGGAACCAGAUGCUCAUGACUCCGACCUCAGCCCCACGCAGCGUCAUGAAGUCCUUUAUUAAGCGCAACACUCCCCUGCGCAUGGACCCCAAGUGCAGCUUCGUCGAGAAGGAGCGGCAGCGCCUGGAGAAUCUGCGGCGGAAGGAGGAGGCUGAGCAGCUGCGCAGGCAGAAGGUGGAGGAGGACAAGCGGCGGCGGCUGGAGGAGGUGAAGCUGAAGCGUGAGGAACGCCUCCGCAAGGUGCUGCAGGCCCGCGAGCGGGUGGAGCAGAUGAAGGAGGAGAAGAAGAAGCAGAUUGAGCAGAAGUUUGCUCAGAUCGACGAGAAGACUGAGAAGGCCAAGGAGGAGCGGCUAGCAGAGGAGAAGGCCAAGAAAAAGGCGGCGGCCAAGAAGAUGGAGGAGGUGGAAGCGCGCAGGAAGCAGGAGGAGGAGGCGCGUAGGCUCAGGUGGCUGCAGCAGGUGCGAGCGCAGGAGGAGGAAGAGCGGCGGCACCAAGAGCUGCUGCAGAAGAAGAAGGAAGAGGAGCAGGAGCGGCUGCGGAAGGUGGCCGAGGCUAAGCGGCUGGCAGAGCAGCGGGAGCAGGAGCGGCGUGAGCAGGAACGGCGUGAGCAGGAGCGGCGCGAGCAGGAGCGGCGCGAGCAGGAGCGGCAGCUGGCAGAGCAGGAGCGUCGGCGGGAGCAGGAGCGGCUCCAGGCUGAGAGGGAGCUGCAGGAGCGGGAGAAGGCCCUGCGGCUGCAGAAGGAGCGGCUGCAGAAGGAACUGGAGGAGAAGAAGAAGAAGGAAGAACAGCAGCGUCUGGCUGAGCGGCAGCUGCAGGAGGAGCAAGAGAAGAAAGCCAAGGAGGCAGCAGGGGCCAGCAAGGCCCUGAACGUGACUGUGGACGUGCAGUCUCCAGCUUGUACCUCAUAUCAGAUGACUCCGCAAGGGCACAGGGCCCCUCCCAAGAUCAACCCAGAUAACUACGGGAUGGAUCUGAAUAGCGACGACUCCACUGAUGAUGAGGCCCAUCCCCGGAAGCCCAUCCCCACCUGGGCCCGAGGCACCCCGCUCAGCCAGGCUAUCAUUCACCAGUACUACCACCCACCGAACCUUCUGGAGCUCUUUGGAACCAUUCUCCCGCUGGACUUGGAGGAUAUCUUCAAGAAGAGCAAGCCCCGCUAUCACAAGCGCACCAGCUCUGCUGUCUGGAACUCACCGCCCCUGCAGGGCUCCAGGGUCCCCAGCAGCCUGGCCUACAGCCUGAAGAAGCACUGAGGCUGGCCUGCGGCCUUCUUGGCAGCCUCGCCUCCUGUCCGUGUCUGUCUGUCUGUCGGUCUCUGUCUUGGUCUGUUGCCCUCCUUCUUGGCAUGUCGUCAUGGAGGGCUCGGCCAGGUGUAUAUAAACGUCCUCUGUGCUGAGUGUUUCUGCUGCAGGUGGCAGGUGGCCCCAGGCCUGUUUGGAGGAUGAGCUGGGUGGGUGGGUGGGGAAGAAACGGGCCCAGCCCCACAUGGCCUGCAGACAGUGCUCUGUAAAUAGUUGUUUUAAUUUAGCUGAAUGUUAGCAUUUUAGUCUUUGGCAUUUUAGCGUUUGGGAGGUAGAUUAAUAAAGUAUAUUCCUUCAAGCCUGCUGUUGAUACCGUGAAGACUGGGCGCCUCAGCCCUGGCCCUGUAGCUGUGUGUCAUGGGCCACCAGUGGCCUGCAGGACCAAGGUACUGUUCCGUCACCUGUGGUGUGCCUCAGGAUCACCAGGUGCAGGCCCCCACCCUCGGAGAUGCUGCUGCAGUGGGUGGUUCCACUGCCUGGAUAACCCUUGAGGAACACUUCAGUUACUGUCACGAUGGGGCAGGUGGAGCUCCUUCCUGUUUUUUGGGGUGCUCCCUGUUUGUAAAGGGGAGCUUGUUCAUUGGGAAAGACCUGGGUCUUGACACAGCCCUGCCGCUUAGUCCCCUACCCUCUCCAUUCCCCAGGCUCCACCCUUGCUGCUCAGGUGCAAAUGGACUUGAGAACAUCUAUGUGCUGGUGAAGCAUGAGGUCUGAGCAGAAAAGGGGUAUCCCUUGAGACCACCUUGGGACCAGUGCUUGCAAGCAGCGAGAUAUUUCCCCAGCAAAACCAGGCAGCUGCUAAUUAAAUGCUUAGAACCAAUGAAAGCUGGCUGUGGUCCUGCCUGUGAGCUGUACUGCUGCCUUCUGAAUGCAUACAUCUGCUACUCUAGCCCUGGGUUGCCAGACUAUGGCCUGUGGGCCAAAUCCAGCCGCAGUCGGUUCUUUAAAGUUUUAUCGAAACACAAGCAAUGGAAAUGCCUAUUUCCAUUGUUGUCUCCAGUUGCUCGGCUCCGAGGGCAGUGUUAAGUUGUGCAGCAGAGGCCCAUCCAUGCAAAGCUGAAUAUGUUUACUAUUUGAACUUUUUCAGAAGUUCUGCUUAAGGACAAAAUAAAGCCUAAAUCCAAAAAUACUUUUAAAAAUGAGGAAAUAGUGAACACAAUAGAUGGAAGUCUGGAAGUUUCUACCCAUGCCAAGAAAAGCAUUUUAUGUUUUGUUCAAAUAUGUUGUGCAAUUCAAAUUUUUUUCCCUAUAUUCUCUGACUAGACACUUGUACUGAGUAAAUUGGCGAGUGUGUCUGUCUAAAACCACAAUAUCAAAAUAUCACUUAAAGCAUCUUUAUAUAGUGUGUUUAAGAAAAAGUUGUUAUUCAGCAGAAAGGUAAUUCCAAUUGGUCUGCAUAUUUAUCAGCACUUGAUAUUGUCUGUUUCUUAUUUUAGCCAUUCUGAUAGGUGUGUACUGAUAUCUAAUCAUGGCUUUAAUUUGAAUUUCCCUAAUGGCUGAUGGUGAACAUCUUUUCUUGUGCAUUUCUGUCAUCUGUAUGUCUUUGGUGAAGAGUCUUCAAAUCUUUUGUUCAUCUUAAAAUUGGAUUGUUAUAUUACCGUUGGGUUUAAGAAUCUACAUAUUAUGGAUACAAAUAUGGUGUCAGAUAUGUGCUUUGCAGCAUUUUCUCCCAGUCUGUAGCUUGUCUUUAAAAAAAUUUUUUUUUUUUAGAGAUGGGAUCUUGCUACGUUGGCCAGGCUGGUCUCAAACUCCUGGCCUGAAGUGAUCCUUCUGCCUUGACCUCCCAAAAUGCUGAGAUUGUAGGCAUGAGCUGCCAUGCCUAGCCCAGCUUGUCUUUUUGUUUACUUACCAGUAUUUUUCUCAGAACAAAAAUUUUAAUUUGAUGAAGUCCAAUUAAUUAAAUUUUUAAAAUAGAGUGUGAUUUUUUUUGUCAUGUCUAAGAAACCAUUGUCUAGUCCUAGGUCCUAAUUCUUCUUUGUUUUCUUCUAAAUGUUUUAUUAUUUUACAUGUUACGUUUAGAUUUAUGAUCUAUUUUGAGUUAACUUUUUUUUAAGUAUGAGGUUUAUGUUUUUUGUUUGUUUAGGAGCAUAUGGAUGGAUGUCUAGUUGUUCCAGCACCAUUUGUUGGAAAGACUAUCCUUUCUCUGCUGAAUUUCUUUUAUAUCUUUGUCAGGAGUUAGCCAUAUUGGUAUGGGUCUGUUUCUAGACUUUUUAUUUUCUCCCAUUGAUCUGUACAUCUCUCCUUUUGCAAAUACCACAUAAGUCAAGAUGACUAUAGCUUUGUAAUAAGUAUUAAAAUCUGGUAAUAUAAUUCUUCCAAUUUUAUUUUUCUUUUAGAAUUAUUUUGACUAUUGUAUCAGUGUUACCUUUCCAUUUAAAUUUUAGGAUCAGCUUAGCUACAAAAGUCCUGCUGGGAUUUUGAUUAGAAUUGCAUUAAAUCUAUAGAUAAGUUUGGGGAGAAUUCACAUAUUUGUGAUCGCGUUUUAAUCCGUGAACAUGAUGUGUCUCUCCAUUUAUUUGCAUGUUUAGUUUCUUUCUUCGGCAUUUUAUAGUUUCAGCAUACAGAUCUUGUACAUAUUUUCUUAGAUUUAUAACUAUUUUCUUGGAGCUGUUGUAAAUGGUAUUGUUUUUCUGAUUUUUGGUUUCUACUUGUUCAUUGCUGGUGUAUAGAAAUACAGUUGUCAUUUGUGUCGGCUUUGUAUCCCGUGAUGCAAGUAAAGCAGUACUGAGGGAAAUUUAUAGGGCUCAAUGCCUGUGUUAGAAAAAAAGGUCUCAAAUCAGUGACCUCAGCUUCCACUUUAAGAAACUAGGAAAAAAAGACCAAAUUAAAAGUGUACACAGAAAAGGGGAAAUCAUGCAAGUAGAGCAGAAAUCGGACAUUAGAAAGAGAAAAUACAGAAAAUUAAUUAACCAAAAGCUGGUUCUUUGAGAAGCUCAAGAAAAUUCUAUUCAGACUGAUCAGGAGAAAAGAUAGAUUACCAAUGUCAGAAAUUAGGUAGCUUCACUACAGAUUCUACAGAUAUUAGAACAAUAAUAAGAGACUAUUAUGAACAACUUCUAGGAAUACAUUUGACAAUUUAGAUGAACCAAUGCAGAUUCCUUAAAAGAUACAAAUUACUUAGGAAGAAGUGGAAAACCUACAUAGCUCUAUGAAAGAUGUGUUCUCACAAAGAAAACGGUAGACAUAGGUAGCUUUAGUGGUAAAUGUUGCCACGUAUUUAAGGAAAUAAUACUAAUUCUGCACAACCUCUCACAAGAAAUAUAAGAGGAAAGAAUACUCAGUUCUGUCUCUGAGGCCAGCAUUGCUUUGAUCCCCAAAUCAGACAUUGCAAGAAAAGAAGACAAUUAUCCCUCAUGAACAUCAACACAAGAAUUCUUAGAGUUUUAUCAAGUCCAACAAGUUAAAUAAAAAGGAUUACACUUUUUGUUGUUGUUGUUGGAGGCAGGGUCUCACUCUGUUGCCCAGGCUGGAGUGCAGUGGUGGGAUCUUGGCUUGCUGCAACCUCUGCCUCCUUGGUUUAAGCAACUCUUGUGCCUUGGCCUCCUGAGUAGCUGGGAUUACAGGUAUGCACCACCAGCCCAGCUAAUUUUUGUAUUUUCAGUAGAGAUGGGGUUUUGCCAUGUUGGCCAGGCUGGUCUCAAAACUCCUGGCCUCAAGUGACCCACCUACCUUGUCCUCCCAAAGUGCUGGGAUUACAGGUGUGAGCCACUAUGCCCGGCCAGGAUAAUGCAUCUUGACCAAACAGAGUUUAGAAUGCAAGGCAGGUUUAACAUUUGGAAGUUAAUGUAAUUUGCUAUUAAUUAUAGAGGAGGAAAAUCAUAUGAUUAAAUUAGUAGAUGCAGAAAGUCAAUGAUUUGAUGAUUCCACACUAGUAAUUUAAGAUAAAAGCUUUAAGAUUUAAAGGGAAUUUCCUCAGUUUGAUAAGGCACUUCUACAAAACUCCAGCAAACACUUCCUGGUGAAUGUCUAGACGCAUUCCUCCUGCUACCAAGUCAAGUACGAGGAUGCCCACUCUCACUCCUUUUGAACAUUUUAUGGUAGUUCUGGCAAGCACAGUAAGGCAAAAAGAAAAAGGCGUUGGGGAGGAAGAAUUAAAACCUGCCAGAGACAACUUGUAGGAAAUCUGAUAGUAUCUAUCUAAAAGCUAUUAGGAUUAAUACGGGCUUGGCAUACAAGGUUAAUAUACAAAAAUCUAUUGUAUUUCUAUGUACUAGCCGUGUGCAACUAGGAAUUGAAAUUUAAGGAAUACAGUUUAUCAUGUCCAAAAUUAUCAAAAUCUAAGGAAUAAGUCUGACAAAAGAUCAGGAAAGCCUAUGCAAUACAGUGAGAACUUCAAAAGAUGGCUGAGAGAAAUCAACAAAGACUUAAGUGGGAUAUAUAUACUGUGUUCAUGGAUCAGAAACUCAGUAUACUGAAGAUGUCAGUUUCCCCCUAAAAGAUUUAGCCCAGCCUUAACCAAUUCCAAAUGGCCUUUUAUUUAUUUAUUUAUUUAUUUUGGAGAGUGUCACUCUGUUACCCAGGCUGGAGUGUAGUGGCAUGAUCUCUGCUUCCCGAGUUCAAGUGAUUCUUGUGCCUCAGCCUCCCAAGUAGCUGGGACUACAGGUGUGUGCCAUCAUGCCUGGCUAAUUUUUGUAUUUCUAGUAGAGAUGGGGUUUGCUGUGUUGGUCAGGCUGGUCUCACUCUAGUGAUACACCUGCCUUGGCCUCCCAAAUUGCUGGAAUUACAGGCAUGAGCCACUGCACCCAGCCCCAAAUGGCUUUUUUUUUGGGGGGGGGGGGUAGAAAUUUAUGAAAAAAUUUGGUUUUAAAAUUUGUAUUUAUGCUGGAUGCAGUGGCUCACACCUAUAAUCCCAGGACAUUGGGAGUCUGAGGUGGGUGGAUGGCUUGAGCCCAGGAGUCUGAGACCAACCUGGGCAACAUCGUAAAUCCCUGCCUCUACAAAAAAUACAAAAAUUAGCUGAGCACGUGUCUGUAGUCCCAGCUACUCAGGAGACUGAGAUGGGAGGAUCACGUGAGCCUGGGAAGCCAAGACUGCAAUAAGCAGUGAUUGUGUCACUGCACUCCAGCCCGGGUGACACAGCAAGACCCUGUCUCAAAAAUUGUAUUUAACAGCAUAGGACCUACAAUAGCUAAAACAACUUAAAAAUAACAAA
Messenger RNA from Pongo pygmaeus (Bornean orangutan), 8139 nucleotides. RefSeq names its product inner centromere protein (gene INCENP). The transcript has 19 exons. Bases 186 to 2939 code for a protein of 917 amino acids. Lineage: Eukaryota; Metazoa; Chordata; Mammalia; Primates; Hominidae. Gene Ontology annotation, biological process: metaphase chromosome alignment; mitotic cytokinesis; meiotic spindle midzone assembly. Gene Ontology annotation, cellular component: meiotic spindle midzone; chromosome passenger complex; nucleus. The record is from RefSeq and is a predicted model, not a curated record.